GGGCCAGUUAAGGUGCCCGGAAUUUUACCCCCCGCCGUGAGUCUGUGAGCCGCACGGCGCACAGACAGACUUGUAUUGCACCAGAUCUCUCUGCAUUUUUUUUUUGGCAUCUUGUGUAGUCGAGGGAUCAAAAUGAUACGAGUUGCCGUUAGUCGUAGGUGCAGCCUGUGUACAAGUGGAAAAGUUUGUUCGGUAUUGAAGCACUCAGUUGGAGAUGUUUCCCCAGGGCUAGAAUUGUAUUAAUAUUUGAAUUAGCUUCCCUCUGGUCAUUUCAUCUUAUCUUAUCCAAUACAAACGUGAUCCCUUAGCUUCGGUUCCAUGGUUAUGGUCUUCUCAUUAAUGUGUUAUGCAUUCUCUCCUUCAAAAAUAGAACGAGUUAUGCAUUAAGAACAACUGAGAAAUGCUGGCUUGUACGGCACAUUUGGCUUGUACUUUUGAUGAAGGUCCUUUUUUUUUGUAAAACUGAUGUAUCUCUAUAAACUUGUCACUCUGCUAACUGCUAGUGUUGUUUCUUGGUGUCCAAUCAGAUAUUUGAAGUACUGAAGUCAUGGCUUGCUAACUAAAAACUGAUACAUGGCUGAGUUAAAGAGAAAUUAUGUUGUUAUUACUAUUAUAUUGCUCAUUUUCCUUAUGUUUGUCUACCAAAAAGCAUACCACUGAUAAAGUAGUAAGGUUUCUUUGCAGCUUACCCUUAAUUAGCCCCAUAAUCUUUUGACCGUCAAGGCUCAGUGUGCAUUUUCGGUUUUCAUUUUUGACCGUCACAACUCUUGAGUCUUCACCAAUGAUCUUUGGUGCCAAAGUUAUGUGCACCUUAUGUUCUCCAAUCCCUAAGAUGCUUUUGAAUUCCUCUCUUUCAAUUGUUGCACAUUAUUUUGUUCUUUUCAUGCACCAUUUUAUUGUUGAGAACAUUGAAAUAAUGCUUUUCGGUCAUAUAUUUAGGUUCAUUGAAUUUGGAAAUGAUGGUGGACCGGCAGCGAAGACCUUGAAGCCAAAGUUCAAUCUCUUCGUCAAGCUAGUGUCCAAGAAUACCGGAUUGGGGGUGCCGCAUAUUGAUAUAAAAACUGUCAUUGCGGCUACCAUGUUUCUUAAAGGCUUUGGUGGUCUUCUGUUCAUAUUCAGCAGCUCAUUUGGAGCAUUCCUCCUGCUCAUUUACUUGGCGUUUAUGACCCCUAUCGUGUAUGAUUUCUACAACUAUGAAAUGGAGUCAGAGCAGUUUGUCCAGCUUUUUUUCAAGUUCACACAGAACUUGGCGUUUAUCGGUGCCCUGCUUUUCUUCCUGGGGAUGAAGAACUCGAUUCCAAGAAGGCGCUCCAAGGGAAGGACAACAAAAACCAAGACAAACUGAUGUCAGUUAUUGUAGGAGGGGAAGCAAUUGAGCUCAUUAUGUUUGCAUACUAUACAGGAGUAGAUGUCCCACUUUUGUUCUUGGUGCGCCAAUUGAAUUGUGAAUCGGGACUUACAGGACUUAGCAUGUAGGAUAUUUAAGUUAUCUUGCACAAUUCUAUUUUCGUAUGCUGCGAUGAGUUAUGUCAUGUUCCAUUUUGCUACAAGAACUGCUUUGCCAGUGAAAAAUGGUAAGUUGCAUAGUCUCUUUUCUGUG
Molecule: messenger RNA, 1600 nt
Organism: Sorghum bicolor (sorghum)
Lineage: Eukaryota; Viridiplantae; Streptophyta; Magnoliopsida; Poales; Poaceae
Exons: 4
Coding region: 782-1345 (187 amino acids)
Source: RefSeq, a predicted model, not a curated record